AUGGAGAAAGAAGGAAAACAAGAAAAAGAAGACAUCAAAAUGGAGUCUGAAGCUAUGAAAGAGGAAGGAGAAGAAAUCAAAGCGGAACCAGAAAUAAUCGACAAGACUGAUAUAUUUACUGAUUUUAUGGUGGAAUUUGACGCAAAACAGACAAAGGGAUUGGCGGUCAUUGCUGAAGAGAAGAAGACACAGUUGCCACAACUGAUUCGUGUUGAAGAACGGAAGAAAGAUGACGAUGUAUCUGAAGAAACGCCAAUCACGCCAGAAGAUGAAGAUAUUCUAAGUGAUCGAGUAUCCACUGAAAGUUCGAUUCAUCCAUGUUUACGCAAGAUAGAUAUCAGCGAUUCUCAGCUGAAAUUAGUGAAUCCGUAUACGGUGUACAAGGUUCCGAACGAUCCCGGAUUGCUACCAGCUUUCUGGCUAUUACGUGAAAGCCCGCCUAUUUACAGCCCGGAUGGUGUACAGAAAUUCUAUGACAUAGUAAAACGUGCUGAUUUGAGAUCGAUUAGUUCGUUAAAAGAUAUGCUCUUAUCAGAUCAAUUAAAUCUACAUUAUUAUGGACUUAAGUCAUCAAUAAUGGGAGCGAUCUGUGAGGCUUUGGCCGACAACACUUUUGUACGAAAAUUGGAUUUGAAGGACAAUAAACUAUCCGCAAUUGCGUGCAGAUAUCUAAAUGAUUUAUUACUUAAAAACAAUACAAUAAUCGAUUUAUCAUUAUCGGGUUGCCGAAUUGGCACGAAUGGCGCAGAAAAAUUGUAUGACGCGAUAUCGGAGAACACAAGUCUGAAGAUGCUCGAUCUUAGCAGAUGCGAUAUCGGCAAUGAAGGCUUCGAAUAUAUCGCGUCUGCAUUAUCUAAUAAUCAAGAUUUAGAGAGUGUUGAUCUAUCCGACAAUCAUCUGGACAAAGCGUGCUCACAAAGUCUGCAGAAUUUGCUCUUGUACUCCAGCUUGACGCACCUGAACUUAUCCUGGAAUUCUCUAUAUGACGCAAAACUCUGGAAAGCUCUGGUCGAUGGACUCAAGAAAAAUGAGACGCUGCGUUCCCUGAAUUUAUCUUGGAACGCACUUGAAGAGAGAUGUGUGCCUCAUCUUUACAACUUAUUAUUACGCUCGCAGAACAUUGAAAAGCUGAACUUAAGUUGGAAUAGAUUUACCGAAAAUGAUGCUGAAAUCAUAGCACAAGGUCUAUCGAAGAAUAAUACGCUUCAAGAAUUACAAUUGGGAAACAACCCUUUGGGAGCACAAGGUGUUUCAGCUUUGAUUGACGCAAUUACGCCGAACCUAUCGCCCAAUGAGACUUUACGUCUUUUGGACUUAGAGAACAUUUGGGCAAAUAAGAAUAUUCUCGAAAAUUUGGAGAUAAUCGAAAACAUCAAACCAUGGGUUACAAUCAAAUUAGGCGGUAUUCUGAGCAAUUAUCAGAUCGUUGGACCAAAUGUUAGAAGACUACUUCUGAAGAGAGCGAAAUACGAAGCAAUGUUACCAAAAAAAAAGAAGCAACGACGCGAUUUCGGCCAAUUUGUGAUAUCGUUGACAGACAAACUAAUAGCACGAGGCAUGUUCGUACGAAUUUAUUACAGAUUUUUUUCUUAG
Molecule: messenger RNA, 1593 nt
Organism: Atta colombica
Lineage: Eukaryota; Metazoa; Arthropoda; Insecta; Hymenoptera; Formicidae
Product: leucine-rich repeat-containing protein 74B-like
Exons: 4
Coding region: 1-1593 (530 amino acids)
Molecular function (GO): protein binding
Source: RefSeq, a predicted model, not a curated record